This is a messenger RNA of Magallana angulata, 849 nucleotides long. RefSeq lists its product as uncharacterized. The record is from RefSeq and is a predicted model, not a curated record. The transcript has 2 exons. Bases 1 to 615 code for a protein of 204 amino acids. NCBI's taxonomy places the organism in Eukaryota, Metazoa, Mollusca, Bivalvia, Ostreida, Ostreidae.
AUGAUAGGCAUCGUAAAGGACGUAUAUACCGAAAUUCUUGGACGUCUUCUGCAAGAAAACAGGACAACGUCCAACACACUUGCUGACCAGAUUUCGACCAUGGACCAGCAAAUCCUCUACUACAUCUCAGGAUUCAUCGUGGCCAAUCUAAAGAAAAAGUGCCGGCGAAUGACUUCAGCAUAUCGAGAGGGGAGACUUCAGCUAUUGGAAAAACUGUCCUGUAAAGCAGAGAAUUCGAGUUUUGUGACCAAGUUUGAUGCAUGGUUGAGGAAAAACAGUCGCGGGGGCCUAUUGAGACCAACUGACAGUUUCUAUUUGCUUGUGCGGGAGCUGGAAAUCGUCAUCAGGAAAAUUCCGGACUAUAGCCAAAGCACCAUCAGUUGCAAAGUUAAGGAGUCCAUGAUGGAGUCUUUCAUGGUGAACCAUUAUUUGAAGCAGCUAUUCGGUGAAAAUUCAGAGAGAGACCUGUCACCACUUUUAGAGGACUUUAUAUGUGUAUUUCUGACUGUUCGAGGAUUUGCCACUGCACGAGUUCUCCGCAACAAACUUAGUGGAAGGACCAGCAAACAGAGUGACAGUUUACGCCAGGCACUGAAGUCAAAGAACAACAACUGAAUCCCAUUUACAGUGCUUGCUGACUGUGUUGUUGAAAUGUGUCACACUAGUUUUAAAUAAUUUAUAUAUCAAAUGUUACUGUUUAAUAUUUCUCUUAUGGUGCUGCAUUUCAUGUUUUCAUAUUUGAACUGCUCAAGAUAUGUGAUACUUAAACCACUUGAUAAUCAUUUUCUAUGGAUUGAGAAUAAUUAAGUUGUUUUUCAUGCUUAUAACAAUUCUUGUCAUUUGAUUAAU